UGUCCAACUUCCACUUGCCUUUAUUUCCCUCUGUAACAUCUCUGAGGGAGCUAUAAGCACGCAGCCUAAACGCCAGAUUUAGUUCCACGCACUCGAACGCUGCUCUGCGCUUUUAUUCUCCCUUUUCACGUCUGACAUUUUUUUAAAGAACAAAUGAUUUUUUUAACAGGCUAAAUAUCGUUUUUAUACUCGGUGUUUUUAAAAUUACAAAAAGGGGAUUAGAGAAGAAAUCCUGCCGCCAUCCGGGAUGCUGCUGAGUGCCAUGAUGAAGUUGGUGUUGCAGGAAUGAUGCCUUCAUGAGGAGCUUCUCUUCCAGCCACUAAACAGAUUCUUCCGACAUUUAUCACCGCAAAACCGUCGUUUAUUUUAUUACCAUACGCGGAAUUGUUUCCUUAUCGUUCUCUGUCUGCGAGCAGCCUGUUUAAAAUCAGUGAAUCGACGCUUAAACGCGCUGCUUUUUCUCCCCAACGCAGCGACGUCUGUCACUUAUUAUGCUUCUGUUCACAAGGCAAACAAAGCGACUCGUCGGUCAGCAGAAGAGGCUGAGAUCAGGCUUCUAAUCAGAAACAGAGAGGCAGGGGAACAACGGGAAACUUCUCAAAGUACGAUUAAAGCUUUAGGUGGUCCUCAGGACUAAUGGCUGCCAUCGAGACCAUUCCAAGUUACAGCCCUUCGAUAUGGGUGCAGAUGUGCCACGCUCUCCCUCGCUUCGAUCUGACCAUGCAGAUGCGAGACAACAUAUUCACGCCUGACAGCUGGGAAUACCAACAGACUCUCCUGGUUCUGUCUAGUGCUUCAGCCAUCGCUCUCAUCCUCUCGCUUCUUGUCGUCCUCUCCUUCCUUAUUCACUACUGCUGUUGUCACCGCGGGGAUGCAGGCAGGGACGAGGAAGAGGAAGAUGACGACGCCAGUGGUGGUCAUGGAUACGGUGGCAGGAAGGGGCGGCGCAUCUGUUGUGUCACAUGGGUGUCUGUGGCAGCUGUGACACUGUGCUGUGUUGCUAUAGGCUUUGGUUUCUACGGUAACAGCGAGGCGAAUGAUGGGAUGUAUCAGUUGACCUCGUCUCUGCUCACUGCCAAUCACACACUGGCUUCCAUCGAUAUGCUGGUUUCAGACACCGUAACAGCUCUGCAGCAGUCCAUCUCAGGGCCCUUGACCUCGCUGGAGAAUGUGUUUGGAGGAAAUAAACCUGCUCUGGUGUCCACUCGGUCCUGCAGACGUCUCUCUGAGCGUGUGAUGUCCCUUCUCUCCUCGCUCACUCUCGGAAAAGGACUGAGCUCGGUCACUAUGAAUGCAAGUGAUGGCAUGGUGGGGGUUGUGACCCCAGUUCUUCCCUCUAUGCCCCAGGCUGUGACCUCGGGCACACACGGCAGCCAUGCGCCCUUCACCCCAGGCUGGGCAGCGAGCACACUCAUGGUGAAUGAGGAUUACAGGUGGCUCUCCUAUGUACUGCUUCUCCUUUUGGAUCUGGUGGUGUGUCUCUUUAUUCUGCUAGGCUUGGCCAAACAGGCCCGGUGGCUCCUCAUCCUGAUGACCAUACUGGCCUGGUUGGCUCUGUUUUUGAGUUGGGGUUCUCUUGGCCUGGAGACAGCCACAGUAGUUGCACUCAGUGAUUUUUGCAUCGACCCAAACACAUUUGUUCUCAACUCCACACAUUUUAAUGCCGGGACAAGUACAGAAAUCCUGGAUUACUACUUGACCUGCAGCAGAAAAAUGACCAGCCCCUUUCAGCAGCUGCUGACCCAGUCUCAGAGAGCUUUGUCUAGCAUUCACUCCCACCUCUCCAGCUUAGAGAGAGAUGCUCUCCCACGCUUCCCCAAAGCAGACACGCCUCUGAGGGAGGUGCAGCAGAUGCUCAACUCUACUGAGGGAAAUUUCCACCAGCUGGUGGCGCUGCUCAACUGCCGAAGCCUCAACAAGGACUACAUUGAUUCUCUGAAAGGUCUGUGCUAUGAUGGGAUGGAGGGGUUGCUUUAUCUUUCACUGUACUCAUUCCUCUCUGCUCUGGCUUUCACUGCCAUCCUUUGCUCCCUUCCUGGAGCCUGGAGGAGCUUUUCCAGAGACUCAGAGGAGUACGACGACUCGGACAGCGAGAGCGAGGACCCCUUCACUUCCCAUCAGGCACGUAGACAGACGGCCAGGGGGUCCCAGCGCGGGGCCUUGCCCCCCUUCUAUAGUUACCAGGGGGCUGGCUGGACAUCCCCCUUUUCUAGCGCACCUCCGUUGCCGACUCCAAACACUUCCUCCAAUGGCAACCCUGGUUAUGAGAGCCUGCCUCUGAGUGACAGGCAGUCCCCACCCCCCUCUUACUCUCCCAGCAUGCUGACAGGCUAUACGGGUAGUCAAUCACACCCCAACCCUUCACAUUCAAGGAACCUGUACUCACGCUAAUUUGUAUGUAUAGUAUUAAAAGAAAUAAUAAUUAUAUAUAUAUAUAUAUAUAUAUAUAUAUAUAUAUAUAUAUAUAUAUAUAUAUAUAUAUAUAUAUAUAUAUAUAUAUAUCAAAUGUUUAGUUUUAAUAUGGAUGGACAUUUUACUGAGAGAGUAAUUUAAGAGAUAUUGGAAUGCUAGAUGUGGAAAAAAUAAAAACCUGCAGGAUGUCAGGACCAGUGCGAUUUUAAGAGGAAAGAACAAAACGAGUGUUUAGAUACGAGUCUGAGUUGUGUAAGAUCCGAUUUCCCCUUCAAACUGUUCACUGUCUUGGUGAGCGGAGACAGGAAAGUGAAUGGUACUGACGUUACCAGAUCGAUGUUACUUUAUUACUCUAUUUUUAAAUGUAAUACUACUUUGUUUCGGAGGUUUUUAUAUUGUAUGCUAAGUCACAAACACAUGAGAAUAAUGGCACAAUUUUUCUGUAUGAUUGCAUAAUGGGCGCUGGAUUAUUACUAUAGUUUUUUUGUUUUUUAAGAUUUGACUUUAUACAUAUAUAGAUGGCAACUGUGUAUUAUCUAUCUUGUAUACCCUCUGAUGCUAUAUAAAAUACCAUAUUACUAUAUGAUAAAAAUAUACUGUAUAUUCACUGUACAUUCUGUAUGUGUGAAGGAUAAUGCACUUUGAUGCUCAGAAGUAAGGACAAUAUGAAAAUAACAAUUAGAAUUGAGAGAGCUAUGGUGGCACCAACCUCUCAAGCUUGGUUACGUAUGGAAAUAAAUUUCCCGACAGCAUUGCAGCGAAACAACGUCUCCCAUUGUUGGAAUGCAGUGCAGUAGCCAUAAUGUACACAGCAAUAAUACUGUUUUCUUAAUGAUGAAGCACACGUCUGCAAAUUAGGGUCAAUGUUCUAAUAAUAACAUAGUAAUAACUUUAUAGAGGUUCAGCAGAAUCUAUAUGCUCUGUGUGAUGCUAUAUAUGAUUUGGAAAAAAGAUCACUUCUUAGGAACAUCAUUCGGUUUCCUAUUAACCUAAUAAAAAUAUAAUAUAUAAAUAAAUAAGUUAUUAAUAACAGUUGUUUUCAGUUUUAAAUAGAUUGUCCAUCUAAUAUUGGUAGAAAACAAUUUAUUUGGCAUAUAGCCAUGAUAAAGUGAAUAUUUCUGCAAAAUUGUACAGAUGUGCCUAUUCUUAGUUUUACUUUCUACAACUAAUUAUAUUUUUUGAAGUAACACUAUGCAGAUUGUUCAUUGAAAAAAAUUAAAAAAUCUGCAUUUUUUUUUUGGCCUGAUAAUGUCAGUCCCAACCAGACAAAUUAACUUUUUUUUACAUUUUUUUUUUUACAACAUUAGAGGUUCUAGUGAAACGUUUUGUUCACAGAGAUUAGUGUUAAAUGUGACUAGAUGAAGUGUAUCCACCCUAAUUUGCAGGAUUGUUCUCUAACUUGAAACAAGUAAGAAACAAACACUGUGUGUUAUGUUUGUGUAUUUUGGGUGAUUCAGGGUCCUCUUGAGAUGUUCUGUGUGUAUGUAUACACAUAUAAAUAUACUCAAUCUGCCAUUGCAUUAAUCCUGCCCUUUCCUAUCUGACUCUUAUUAAUCCAAUAGCCCUGUGUUUCUAUGGUUUUAAUGCUCCUUUGAAUGGACUACUUUUUCACUACUGAGACUAAAUACGAAUAAAAAAAUAAAACUAACAAAUAUGGAAUAA
Molecule: messenger RNA, 4074 nt
Organism: Tachysurus fulvidraco (yellow catfish)
Lineage: Eukaryota; Metazoa; Chordata; Actinopteri; Siluriformes; Bagridae
Gene: ttyh1
Product: tweety family member 1
Exons: 15
Coding region: 637-2391 (584 amino acids)
Cellular component (GO): smooth endoplasmic reticulum membrane; plasma membrane
Molecular function (GO): volume-sensitive chloride channel activity; intracellularly calcium-gated chloride channel activity
Source: RefSeq, a predicted model, not a curated record